Emericellopsis cladophorae is the source of this 225-nucleotide messenger RNA. RefSeq lists its product as uncharacterized. NCBI's taxonomy places the organism in Eukaryota, Fungi, Ascomycota, Sordariomycetes, Hypocreales, Bionectriaceae. The record is from RefSeq and is a predicted model, not a curated record. Bases 1 to 225 code for a protein of 74 amino acids. The transcript has a single exon.
AUGAACGCCCCAACCACAAACCAGACAUCGGGGUCCUCGUCCGCCUCGACAACACACCAGCACACGAGCCCGUCGCAGCAGCCCGUCGCAGCCGUGGCCCCGACACAGCAGGGCACCACCGGGUCGACAGACCCCUAUCUCCAGGACUUUACGCUCCUGGCCGAGGCGGCGAAGCGAGCGCAGGUGGCCGUCAUGGUGCGCGACUUUGAGGACUGCGCGCUAUGA